UGGGCCUCGAAGCACCAUAUCAAUUACUAUUCAAGAAUUAGACGGUGUGCUGCUGGUACUACUCCACAAUGGCCAGUGACAAAGUCGCCCUUCUAUUAUUCUCCGGCGCGUAGCUCACUGCGCCCGAUUCAGCAGGUGUCGCUCAGUCUUUGCCGCCCGCGACACGCGUCGAGUCGCUGAAAAUUGCUUGCGGAGCGCCGGAUUUGGACUUCACUAGCCAUCUGGGAUCUUCCUGUGUGAGAUGCCUUGGGCGGGCUCUGGGAGAUUAAGCUUGAGGCGGACUAUGGACAGUCGCACUGUUUACCAUUGCUAUGAUGUGAUCUCGGAGCUGAAACUUUUUUCAUAAUGCUAACCUCAGCUUCUCACCAGGCACCUCCUGUCUCGACCUCAAUCCCCUCUUCAGGUCGUAAAGUUGUUUCUCCCAAGCACCACUUCUUACCCCCCUUCCCAUCACUGGUGUCCCUAUGAGACUACUGGAAUCAUGGCGACAGCAACGCCAACUGUGGCCUCUGCCUUUGAAAGUGCGUACCAUAGGACGCAGUGAGUCUCCAACCUCAGCAGCAGAACCUUUGAUAGACAAGCAAGAAGAGGAGGAGCUACGGCGGUGGAAUCCAAGGUCUCGAAAGCCGCUGCCGAACAUACAAGCUGCCUUGGUUCAUACCUUGAUCUUCUUAUCGUACAGUACCAUCCUUCUCUUCUUGGGGACAAUUUACACAUUUGGACCAAAUGAGCGACGAUGUGCCGAAGCACUGUCCACCUGGUCCCCGGCCAUUUCCGCCGUCGAGUAUGAGCUGGAUACCUUCAAAGCUGCUUUCAAUGCCUCAACCAUAUAUCGGAGUGCCCCCUCUCCUGAGGUGGAUGCCGCUUGGGAUGCCAUUACGAAUCAACCCGGAAUCACUCUCUCGAGAGACGAGUUGGUUAACGAGCUAGGAAAGGAUCCAGUCUACGCUGUUCAUCUUCAGCAAGGAGGCGAAGAACUCUACACUGGCUUCUUAGAAGUCUUUCACCAACUCCACUGCGUGGAUAUGCUCCGGCGUUACACACACUGGGAUUAUUACGCCAGCACUUAUCCCUCCUUUCUAGACUCGGCAGACACGCUGCGGAGCCACCUAGAUCAUUGCAUCGACGUGCUACGCAUAAAUCUCAUGUGCACCAGCGAUGUCAGCGUCAUGACUCACCACUGGAUUGCAGAAAAAAAGUGGCCAGACCCGGACUUCGAGACGAGGCACAAAUGUCGGAAAUUUGACGCGAUAGUUGAUUGGGUCAACGAGACGCCGCGCAAGAUGUACACAAUGCCUACGAAGCCGCCCGACGCCGUGCUUUUCCAGCCGCUAUUGAAGCAUGGACAUUAGAUAGCCAAUUCUGCAGACGUUUCUGUUAACUACCUUAUAAUAGAUAUAUCGAGCAUUGGAGAAGUCCAACAAGGAAACUCCCGUGAAAGCACGGUCACUCUACCAGGGCUUGUCACCUGCCUAGACAACACGUUCGUUUGAAAUUUUCACGAACUGUGUAGCAAUCCAAUAGAUACCAG
This is a messenger RNA of Cladophialophora immunda, 1531 nucleotides long. RefSeq lists its product as uncharacterized. Gene Ontology annotation, biological process: mycotoxin biosynthetic process. Lineage: Eukaryota; Fungi; Ascomycota; Eurotiomycetes; Chaetothyriales; Herpotrichiellaceae. The transcript is spliced from 4 exons. The record is from RefSeq and is a predicted model, not a curated record. Bases 465 to 1352 code for a protein of 295 amino acids.